Columba livia (rock pigeon) is the source of this 4910-nucleotide messenger RNA. Its product is annotated as olfactory receptor 5J3-like. Bases 2883 to 3881 code for a protein of 332 amino acids. Gene Ontology annotation, cellular component: membrane. NCBI's taxonomy places the organism in Eukaryota, Metazoa, Chordata, Aves, Columbiformes, Columbidae. Gene Ontology annotation, biological process: sensory perception of smell; G protein-coupled receptor signaling pathway. The record is from RefSeq and is a predicted model, not a curated record. The transcript is spliced from 2 exons. Gene Ontology annotation, molecular function: G protein-coupled receptor activity; olfactory receptor activity; odorant binding.
GCUCCUCCAGAUGGUCAUGGGUUCCUGAAAGUCCUGGAGUGUUUGAGCCAUCCCUUUGGCCAAGAGAAGACUGGAGGAGAAGCUGGGACACCUAUAGCUUGUGUUGGUCCAUAUGUUGUGCUGACCUGGAGCAAGGCUGUGAUGGGAGAUCUUGCCAUGGAGGUGGAGCAGCAGAAUGACCCGUCUCUGCACAAGGGAGGGAAAAAUGGGCAGCUGAGAUAUUCCCAGAAAUAUCGGAAGCAUAGAGGGAAAAGAAAGAUUAAUGGACUGUCUAUCCAUCUUGUUCUGAUCUCCCUGUACUUAACCAUCGCCUGGAGGCUUGGGUCAGCUGUCAUCUCCUGUAAUCCCAACCAUCUGCUCCAGGCACCCAUCCAGAGCUAAUUACAACAGCCUAAGCUGCUUGCAAGAAGUGUUUAAGACACUUGGAGUAAAUUGCCCUUUGGAUGCACCUUCUCACCUCCCUCUUGGUCUUCAGAGGGGCUUUUGAAGAUUAACUUGUGUGUCUCCACCUUUUCUGUCCCUUGAGGCUGCCAAGUGUUGUGAUAGUUAUUGAUAUUUGUGACAAUAAUUAGCAUGGGAUUCUGCAUCCGUAGCUGAGCUUUUAUUAGGAGUUCAGACUGUUGUGACUCUCUUGGAUCCUCAUUAAGGAGCUGGCAAUGUACAAUCAAGAUUUGUGUCUCUUAGACACCUGAACUGUAGCCAAAGCAGUGACAAACACUUGCUCCCUGAGGAGAGGUGUCCAUCGCCCAAAAAGACCUGCAGACACACAUAAAAGCAGCACGUUGCUGCAAGUGAAGAACUUCAUUCAAUUAAAAUAUGCAGGAGGCUUUCAAAGGCUUAAGAGAGACCUUCUGGUUCAUCUGGAAGGAUGGCUUCAAGGGCUGGUCCUGCAGAUUUAUCAUGGAGACAUCCUGAGGCUGUGGUGGCAUCCAAAGGGGCAGAGACCCUGCAGCUGGUAAGAGGAGGUGACCCUGUCCAUAAGUGAGUGUGACCCUUCCCCAAAAGGUCCUGGUGAGCUCUGUUAGACUGUCCUGCUCUGGUGUCAAUCCCACCUUUGGGGUGCUUUAUACCAGGUAAAGGUUUGCUUCUCUGUGUGGGUUAAAGAGAUGAAAUAUUUCUGCUGGGUUGCACUCUGGUAUUUUGAAUUCAACAGAUCAGAAAUUGUGGUGCUUAUGGUAUGUUUAAGGAGCCUGGGAGAAGAGAAGAGGAGAAUGCUCUCAAGGAAAGAUUAACCCAUCUGCUGUCCCUGAAAUAAAGUGAUAAUCACUUUAAAAAGUAAAUAAUGUUCCUAUAAAGAAAUACUCUGCUGAUGGAGAAUGGUUCUUCAAUGAGUCUUCUAACCCUGGUGCUCAUCUGGUAGGGUAAGACUUUCAUUCUCUUCUUUAAUCCUGUGAAGAUUUAAUAGUUUUAUCCUGAGCCUUUGUGUUAUUGGGGAUGGAAACCUGUAUUUCCCACUUUUGUUCAGGUGAACAGCUUGACUUGGUGCCUCAACUCAGGCAACCCCAGCUGAGAGUCUGGCUCAGCACAGCUCCAUGGUCUCAUCCAUGGCAUUGACUCCUCUUUGAGUGCCCUGACCACCAGAUGCGACCCUGUGCUACCAUCACCCUCCCUCUGAGGUGGUUUUCCUCCUCAGAUGGCACCUUAAAACAGUGAUUUAUCAGUCUGGAUCUUUUAUUUCCCUUGACCAUUCCCCUCCCUCGUGUUUUCUGCUGGUGGUCCCAGUCAGACCUUGUUUUCACUCAGAAACGAGGUGCAAUUAGCUGUUGGGCGCUGCUGUUUGCACAAGGAGAGCAUCCCGUGUGACUUUAUAUUCCAGGACAGCACAGUGGAUCCCACUUCUCUCUGGGUUUAGUCAGCAUGAUACAGCUGGCUCAUGCUCCUAAACACCCACAUUUGUCUCCUGACCCUUAAAUCACUUCUGAAAAUCAGGUUUCAUCUCCCAGACCACUUCUGGAAAUAUAAGGCAUGAUUAAUAUGACCAGAUCAUGAUGUUUUGUAGUGCCUACUGUCCCCUAUAAACAGAGACUCAUUUACUAAAGGGUUGAUUCAUCAUUUGUUAAACCCACAUCAGCUUUUUAUGCAGGAGACCAUGACACUGUGGGUAACACUUUUGCUCUGAAUGUCACAGGGGAAUCACAACAGGUUUUAUGGUGUUUACUCUCUUAUUUGUAUAUUCUCUAAAUUGUACCAAGGAAAUGCUGGAUGCUCACCCCAGUUUAAAAUAACAGCUUCUCACACAAAUUGUGCUCAUGAUCUCCCUGGCUUCACCUCCCCAAGAUUUCUGAGGCUGUAGUAUAAAGCUCCUCAUGUUCUGAAUAAGUUUUAGGACCAUGCAACACCCAUCUCUUCUGUUCCUCCCCACCUCCCAACAAAUUAAAGACCCUUUUCAUUACCACAAUGUCUUUUCCAAAACAAAUGAAAGAAAGCUACAAUUUUUUUACAUUUAUACCAAAUUACUACAAUUUUAAGCAGAGAUCUCUUCUUCUGGGCAUGUUGUCAUGAUCAGUUUGAAACAGGGAGCAGUAGAAACAAAUCUGGAGGAAAAACUUAAUCAUAGGAGGUCAAGUGAAGAACUGAUGAUUUGGUCUGUUUCACCUGAAACCCUUUUUGCUGCUGUAUCCAUCAAUCUCAUAGAAGUGUAGGUACCCAAAUGGGAUUCUGAGGUACAAGUGAACCUUCCCAAAGGUCUGACCCAAGUCAGAAAGCGGGAGGAGGUGUUUGGGAAAGCUGGGAUGCUCAGCAUUUGGAAGGGACCUCCUUGUUCCUCAGACAACCUCAGAGCACGUGGUUAUGUACAGUCCACCCUCUUCCAGCUCCCUAGAAAUCAAUGGUCUGGGUGUAAGUUAUAAACUUAUCCCAUUUCAGUUCAAAUAAAUCAAGACAUGGUUUCCACUGUCCUAUAUUUCAGGCUUUUUCCUUCCUCGGCAGACACAAAGCCCUGGAUGGCAGAGCAGAAUCGUACAUGGGUGGCUGAGUUCAUUCUCGAGGGCCUGAGCGACCGAGCGGAGAUGAAGGCAGCUCUGUUUGUGCUGUUGCUGCUCAUCUACACCAUCACUCUUCUGGGCAAUGUGGGGAUAAUCAUAGUCAUCCGAGGUGACCCACGGCUCCACACAUCCAUGUACUUCUUCCUCAGCAGCCUCUCCAUUGUUGACAUCUGCUUCUCCUCUGUGGUUGCCCCCAGGACUUUGGUGAACUUUCUAUCAGAGAGGAAGACCAUUUCAUUCACUGGCUGCAUGGGCCAAGCCUUCUUCUAUAUCAUCUUUGUGACGACGGAGUGUUUCCUGCUGGCCGUCAUGGCGUAUGACCGGUACGUGGCCAUUUGUAACCCCCUGCUCUACCCCUCUGUUAUGACUCGGAGGUUGUGCAUGUGGCUGGUGGUGGGGUCCUACAUGGGGGGUGUCCUCAACUCCAUCAUACAGAUGACCUUCAUCAUCAGGUUGCCCUUCUGCAGCUCCAAUGUCAUCAACCACUUUUUCUGCGAUGUUCCUCCCCUCUUGGCUCUGUCCUGUGCCAGCACCUACAUCAACGAGAUGAUCCUCUUCUCCUUGGCCGGUGUCAUUGAGCUCAGCACUAUCUCCACCAUUCUGGUCUCCUACAUCUUCAUCUCCUUUGCCAUCCUGAGGAUCCGUUCAGCCAAAGGCAGGCAAAAAGCCUUCUCCACCUGUGCGUCCCACCUGACAGCAGUGACCAUGUUGUAUGGGACAACAAUCUUCAUGUAUUUACGCCCCAGCUCUAGUUACUCCCUGGACACCGACAAGGUGGUCUCUGUCUUCUACACGGUGGUGAUCCCCAUGUUGAACCCCCUCAUCUACAGCCUGAGGAACCAGGAGGUGAAGGAUGCUCUGAGGAGAACAACAGAGAGGAUCACAGUCAGGCUCUGAACCCCGCUCUGUAAAGCCUGACAUGGGAUUUAUCUCGGAGGCUGUGGAGCCUCCACCCACGGACACAUUCAAAACUUGCUUGGACGAGGCCAUGGGCAACCUGAUGUGCCUGUGAAGUGGAACAUCACAGGAUAGUUUUUGAUCAGAAGGGACAUCUAGGAGAUCUCUGGUCCUAUGAAUGGCAAGUUAUCCACACAUACAUAGAUUGGAGUGUGCAUGUAAAAAUACAAUAUUAAAUAUCUAUAUUAUAUAAUGUAUGAUGCAAUAUAUUAUUGUAUUAAACGUAUAUGCCAACACAUCUGUGUUAGUGUUUUUUCUUGUCACCCUCUAGCCUCAGUUUAGCUGCUCAGUAAAUGGACGUGGGAAAUAUUGUUGGUUUUAGCAGAAAAAAUGUCUACACCAGAGAAAUGCUGAAUAAUUUAAUGGGUGGUGUUGGGCACUGGCGGUCUCAGUGAUUUAUGGUGCUGUGAAAAGCUCUUCCUUGGAAGGCUGGAAACACAAGAUCCAAAUGGAUAAACUUGGAAGCUUUAAUGCAUUUAGGGGGUGAUGGUGAAUAAACCAAGUGACUGAAAUACAAAAUCUUGAAUAGAAGUGUCUUUGAAGCCAGGCUCCUGAGCUGAAUUGCAGGGUUAAACUGAUCUCUGUCCCUUCUCUUUAGGAAACCAUAGGCCUUUCUCCUUUAUUUCCCCCCUACAACUUCUCCCUUUCCAAGCCUCGAAACAAAGCUCUAAUUAGAUUCCUAUUUCAUGCCCACAGUGGUUUGUUAAAUACAAAGACAAUAAUAUUAUCAGUAGAGUUGGCAUCCUGAGAUUUGCACUUUGGAGUGAGGCAGUGGGGAAAAGGAAUGAAAAAGACAACACAUGCUGAAACAACAGCAAAAAGAGGAUGAUAAUAAUAAUAAUAAUCUUUAUUUCUCUUGCAAGAAGUCCUGCCAGAAAGUGCAGCUUCCCCCCCUUUCACCAUGUUCUGAGCAGAAACUUUUUGUUGCUGUGGGAAUUCAAUACCAGCAGGGGGAACAGUAACCGUGAU